AUGUAUUCAUUUGAGGAAGGGGAUAUAACAACGGCAAGAGAAAAAAGAAGAACUACCGAAGUGAUUGAACGAACAGUAGAAGAAGAAAAAAUUGUGAAUCAACUUAGCGACCGUCAAGAGCUGAUCCGUGAAGAAAUACUCUCACCAGCUGCACAGGAGAUUGUUCCUUUAGCAGGACCUCGGAAACCUGAGCUACUGCCUCUUGAUGACGAAAAAGUUCGCGACGAGUAUGUUAUGCUGUCAGCGCAAAGUGAGGAGGCUUAUCACAUGGAACCUCAGCAAAUGAACUUAAUACCUACUGAAGACGAGGAACUGCGUGAAUCUUUUGAUGAAUUGCCCGUAGCUUCAUCAGAUCAGGUCCCACAAAUUCCUCCUCAGAAAGUGGAACUUAUUCCAAUUGAAGAUGAGCAGUUGACUGAGACUGUGCAAGGAGUCGUGCAACCAACAAGUGAAGUUGUAGACAUAAAGAAGGCGCAAGCAAUUGAGAUGAUACCCUUCGAAAGCGAGGAGUUACGUGAAUCUCUCAGUGAAGUGGUUAUCGCCACA
Molecule: messenger RNA, 546 nt
Organism: Cylicostephanus goldi
Lineage: Eukaryota; Metazoa; Nematoda; Chromadorea; Rhabditida; Strongylidae
Source: the annotation of a GenBank genome assembly